Messenger RNA from Heterobasidion irregulare TC 32-1, 792 nucleotides. RefSeq lists its product as uncharacterized. NCBI's taxonomy places the organism in Eukaryota, Fungi, Basidiomycota, Agaricomycetes, Russulales, Bondarzewiaceae. The record is from RefSeq and is a predicted model, not a curated record. The transcript has 2 exons. The annotation marks the transcript as partial.
GCCUGUAGCCGUUUCUUCUUGCAGCACCUGUCUUAGAGUGAAUCUACUGCGUACUGUACAGCUUUCUCUGCUGCUCUUUGAUGUUAUCUGGCGGACUCGCUGCUCCGUCAUCAUGUCCGAGCUAAAGAGUAACUCACACUAUCCCUCAAAGCGUCGCGUCUCCUCUCCUGCAGAUCUCCAAUUCUUCACCCCGGCUGCAGUCUCAUUUCAACCUCGCCCUUACAAUCCCAGCGGGACUACAGCUCUUCAAUCCAAGCCCCCGCCACCAGCGCGCAAUAAUUCACUAAUCCAUCCCUUACCGCCUAUGGAUCCAUCCCCUCGCGAUCCCGAUGCCCUCUUUAUCCAUCCACCAUUCACAGAAUUUCCAGACGCUCAUAUGCAUACCCAAGGCCUAACAUACGCUCUUUUGGCGGCCAAUUCCGAUUGGUUUUUGGAUCCAAAUGAUUUCAUCGCUACCAAUGGCACGAAUAUCAUGCCUUACCCAUCACAGCUCGAGCCUCCUAGAGGCUGGUGCCCUGCCAAGAAAAAGGACCUCAAGGAGCGUGGAUCCGAAUCUUGGCCGGAAGGUGAAGAGCCCCGCCUUCGUUGCACUUUUUGUAGGCGGACCUACGCAGGCAUCAAUGCGAAAAGCAUGUGGAGGCGCCAUGUUUUUGAGAAACACAAGGUUCCGAUGUCUAACAGGCGUGACAACUCAGAGCGUGCUCGUAAAAUUGGAGGCAAAGACAGCAAAGAGGCUCACGAGAAAGAAAAUGUCUCCGUCGUAACGCGCAGCUCCAAAAGCGCGACUGGCAU